Molecule: messenger RNA, 363 nt
Organism: Clunio marinus
Lineage: Eukaryota; Metazoa; Arthropoda; Insecta; Diptera; Chironomidae
Source: the annotation of a GenBank genome assembly
AUGAACCACAAUUGUCUCAGAUUACACGAUGAAGAAAAGUUGAGCUCAACUGGCAGUCUGAUAUUGUUGAUAUGUUUAUCUACACAGUUUUCAAAAUUUAAUAAAGAAAUUUGCAGAAUCUUUUUGAUGCCAUUAAGAAAGCUGCUUCGUUAUUGUUCUAAAUUGAUCUCAUUUUUGGGUCAAUUUUAUUCUAUGUUCCUGAUCUCUCCUCAAUACGAACUAAAUCACCAAUAUCAAGCGAGUACGCUUAAUCCUAAUAAAUUGUUUUCCCGCUUCAAAAAGUUCUACCAAGCAAUAAAUCAUAAAUUCUUGAAAGAGAGGGAAAGCGUGUUGAGCAAAAGAAAGCAAAGUUGUAACCACUGA